CAUUAAGCUAACUUUAGCUUGAAUCAGUCGACUGCUUACGACGCUAUUGACAGCACACGUAAACAAAGACAAUGUCGCACCCAGGGAAAAUCCUUGCGUUGCUCUUGGUGGUGAGCCUCGGUGCUGAAGCAUCGGCCAGUAGCUCGGAACCGAACUUAUUUUUUGGGCGUCAGUCCUACAAGAAUAUGAGUUGGGUGCAUGUCAAGUGCACGGAGCAUCUGCCUGACCAAAACCGUACCAAGUGCGAGUUGCGCAUUUACAACAUGACCUUGCCCUCAUUUCAGUCGUUGGCCACGACUUGCCCCCACGAGUUCGAAUCGGGGCGCAACCCUUUCAAGCCCGACUCCAUGCAGGUGAUUCGCUUCGGCGACAGCAAGGCCAUUCUGAGCUGGCAGGCGGACAGCACACGCACACUUCUAUCUGGCUGGCGACUCGCCGUCGUACACGUUGAGGACACAGUCUGCAGGUGGCACCAUACCCCCAUGUCACUGAUCAACUGGAAGUUCCAGCCCGUGAAAUUCAUCGUGCACAAGGAUAGAUUUAGCGUGGUGAUCUACAGCGAAUUUCCGCAUAAUCCGUGCGCGAUACCGAACUCGGGCCGAGACGUGCCGAGGUGUGUGAUCCACUUCAACAACAAAGCCGUGCCUUCCGGCCCAGCCCAAUUCUGGUUUUAUCAGGACGAACGGGACGAUAACAUGAUACUGGAGCCGUUGGAGUAUGAGAAUCCGGAGAGCGGUUACCUGCUCAUCGACACCACUAGAAAACCUAAUGAGAUAUCAGUUAGGGCUUUCAUCGUCAAACCGGACGGCCUGCUGCUACUGCUUCGCAGCUAUGAGAUUAUGUUGGACACUCGCUCGGCGAAUCCUUACGAUAACGUAGCCUACUCGACGGUCAACGGCAUCAUUGGCAUCUGCGUCGAGACCAAAAACAAUCAGCUUAUUUGCAGCCAGUUCGAUCGCGACGGCAAGAAGAGGCUUGAGAAGUGGAUAUCGGUGAAGCGAAAGAACAAUUACUAUAUCAUGAAUCUGCCCCGGCCCGGUGGUAUGCUGCUGCUCAAUUACACUUGCACAGAUCCGGAAAACUUGUGUAAUAUGGUUGACUCGCUCACGAUCUCGAUAUCGAAAAUUGAAAGCUACGGAGCCAUCGCGCGGGAUAUAUUCAAAAGGAAGGAAUUGUACACGUGCAACAAAAAGUUGUAUCGGGGCGAUGUACAGCUGUUCGAUCUGGGCUUGGGCCACUACUGUUACACCCAAGUCUGCCUCGGCUACCCAAAAGACUCCAAAAUGAUGGAUCCCUUGUUUUACCCAAUCUGCUUCAUUGAACAAUCGAAGCAGGUAACCAAUGAUUUGAGAACGGGUUAUGCGUACUUCAACUAUCACUCCUACAAGAACACAACUCAUCUGAUGGUCUUCUGCGGCAUACCGGCCCUCCGAAACGACAGCUUCCAUUUGUGCGAGGUUAGCCGCUACGUUGACCAGCGCCUUCAGAAAACGUGCGAAGUCUGGCUGGACACGGGUGACAUUUGGAUCAAGCCCGAGCAUAUGCAGGUGAUUCCCUUCAACGACGACAAGGCCAUUUUGAGCUGGCAGGCAUACGCCAACGAACUCCACGGAGCGUGGCGAUUGCUGGUCGUCCACUUCGAGGACUGCUCGUCAUAUCAGCCCAACAUGUACAAACAUUUUUACGUGCCCACGAAUAUCAUCGUGUACGACAAUUGGUUCGCUGCGGUGGUCACGAGCACGAUAAAGGGUCCGUGCGAGAUGCCGCAUUCGAUCUUCAAAGUGAGCAGGUGUGAGUUGUUCUUCGAUGGUUUAGGCGAGGAUUUUAAUGGGCCCCUGCUCUGGUGGGUCCAAGACGAACGGGACGAUGACAUGACGCUGGUGCCGUUGGAAUACGAGAAUUCGAAGCACCGCCAUCUACUCAUCGAAACCUCCACUCCAAACACCUCGAGCCCAGUAAUCGCUUGCGUCUACUUGAUCGACAAUAGCGCCGUACUUCAUCAGCUUGACAUCUACGAGUUGACGAGCGAAAAAUCAGCCAACCCACACGAUGCUAUAGCCUACUCGACGGCCAACGGAUUCAUCGGCAUCUGCGCCGAGGUCCAAGGCGAUCAGCUUACUUGCAGCCAGUUCGAUCGGAACGGCAAGCAGACGCUCGAGAAAACGUUCCAGAUAGCACCGAAGCAAGGAUUCGCCGUGAUAAAUCUGGCCAAGCCUGGCGGUAUGCUGCUCCUUCAUUACGUUUGUACCGAUCCUCAGAGCUGGUGCGAGAAUCGAAACUCGCUGGUUGUCCUUGUAUCGAGGAUCGAAAAUGACAAAGACACCCCCCAACCUGUGUUUCAUAGUUUUGAAACGUAUCAGUGCGACAGGCGGUACAAUAAAGCCUCGGCGCAGCUCUUCAUGAAGGACUCGGGCCAGUACUGCUUCACGCAAGUCUGCUAUAGGAACCCGGACGAUCCGGACAACUUCUACAGACCCGUGAUUUUCUCGACUUGCUUACCCGAAAGGGCGCUCGAAGCUACCGCUGACCACAAGAUGGAUUUCGACUAUGAUGACGAUGAUUUUGUUUGAUCACACAUACCACACAUUCCAGUCGAUUGAUUUUGUUUUUAUUUAAUUUGAUACAAUUUCACUCUUGUUAUAAAUAGCUAACAUACGUUUUAAUUUAUUAUGGGUACAUACAUUUGACAUGUUUAUUCAAUGAAAGUAAAUAAACAGUUUUUCAAUAAUUCA
Messenger RNA from Trichogramma pretiosum, 2732 nucleotides. RefSeq lists its product as uncharacterized. Bases 72 to 2570 code for a protein of 832 amino acids. The transcript is spliced from 2 exons. The record is from RefSeq and is a predicted model, not a curated record. NCBI's taxonomy places the organism in Eukaryota, Metazoa, Arthropoda, Insecta, Hymenoptera, Trichogrammatidae.